This is a messenger RNA of Geodia barretti, 10595 nucleotides long. NCBI's taxonomy places the organism in Eukaryota, Metazoa, Porifera, Demospongiae, Tetractinellida, Geodiidae. The record is from the annotation of a GenBank genome assembly.
CACCACUCUCUGACAUCUGGCCAGCCUGUUCCCAACCCACCUUCUUUCUCCGUCCACGAACAAACUGUGCCCUCGAAACGAACAAAGACAGAACCACGGCAACCCUCUUCCUUUGACAGUUUCUCUUCCUCCCAUCGUCUCCCCUCUCCCAGACUCCGAGAACCCCAGCAUUGGUCACAUGAUAGUCAUGUGGUCCCCACAUAUGACCCCCAUAAGUCACGUGACAGUCAGGUGAGAUCACAUGAUCCAUCAAGCCACACCCCUUCCCAGCAGUUCAGUCAGUCUUACGAUGGAGGCAGGGGUUGUCAACAGUACUCAGUGGACCAUGGAAGAUGGAGUGAUGUGGGGACAGGUACCACCAGAUUUUCUCCUCACGUGUCACGGGCAAUGUCUGAAAGAGGAGCCGCAAGACCUCUAACUUCAGCUCCAAUUUCGCAACAACGAAGGGGGUCGUUGGGGGGAUUUUCCGACGAAUUCAGCCCCCUUUCCCGGAAUCUUCCCAGUUCCCCUGCCCAUAAAACGAGCAGUGAUAUGACGCAGUCACAAUCCAGUGUGAGGUAUUCUGAGAGUCUUCACUCACCGCAUGUUCACCGAAUGGGGCGGAAGAGAUCAUCUGGUGGCACCAGUGACAGCGACGGGAAAUCGGAGCAAAGACUGGCGACACUGAGUACCAGCGGCUCCUGCCAGACGACAGCCAAGAGGAACACCUCACCCAUCGAAUUGAAACUGAAACCUCCAGUGAACCGAGACCAGAUAAACGGGCUGGUGUGGUGCCAGUGGAUGAUGAAUACUGCAGACUCAGAGAAGGCAGUGCACACGACGUUAGACAAGUUCUCCGUCGACCGCAGCUGAAGAUCAGGUCAUACGAGGCAUCGCGGAGGACACUACGAAGACCGUCGGAACAGGUAGAGUUUCGGAGAGCUUCCAGUCUUCAGCAGAGUUCAGGGUCCAGCACGGUCUCAAAUCUACCUCCCAGACAGUGCCACUCUGAUUCCGAGACCAGAGUGGGUGCUGUCAGUCUCCAUUCCAGUCCACGUCUUCCCCGGGCCCUGCCGUCCGAUUACCGCUCUCCUCAGAUUUUCCGAAACACUCCUCCAUGGAACUCAAUCGGUACUAACACCACUGGAAGGGAGCAUCCUCACACCACCCUAGCUAUGUCACUCGGGGAAGAAAGAAGAGAGAGGGAAGAAGAGAGUUCUCACCACAGAAUGGAGGAAACAGAGGGAGACAAGGAGGGGGAGGCCAGUGAGCCAAUGCAAGUGUCGCCAGUAACAACCCACACUUUCGAAAUGUCUGACAAACUGAGCGACGUUUCAACCAGUGCCCAGGUAGGAAUGGCAAUAGCUGCUGGAGAUACUACCUCUGUACCAGUGAGUGUCGUAAGUGACCCAGGCCUGGUUGAGAAUGUUUCUCUGGGCACAGUGGAGCACUCUGUUUCUGGGCAGCGCGAGAGGUUUGAGGAGGCAAGGAACCAGUAUCAGGUGAAAAUGGAGUGUGAGACUCAGACAAGAGACACCUUUGGCCAGGAGAACCGCUCUGACAACCAACUAGCUCAGCAGCAGUACAGCACUGCAGCUCUCAGAUCUGACUUUGAAGCUGGUACACAAUCUGCGGUUGCACCAUCUACUCCUCAGUGGACAGGAGAACAACAGAUUGCAUCAUCAGGUAUCGACCAGUCCCAAUGUAACAUUCCUCGAAAUCCUACGACUGUGUACAGUGGUCCCCACAUCAUGUCUCCCAUUGCGGAAGUAAGUCAAGAGUUCAGCACGCAGCAAACGGCCACUCAAACCUUCUCGGCCUCUCAGACGCAACACACUCAGUUCACUCAGAGUAUGCAUUCCCUGUCUCCCCUUCCCGAGUCAGAAUUGAGGAGAGGUGGCUCUCCGUUUCGUCACGAUGCUCUGGGCAAUGCUGUCUCCACAGUUCUCUCUCCACCGAGUGCUGUGAGCGACAAUACUAAUCCCAGCAUCACCUCCCAGGUUGCUAGGGUUGUCAACAGAGCCAAUAUGCCACAGUUGGAACCCCCAAGCACCAGUAGCGACACCUCACACAGCCUGACGCGGUCGUCUGAGGUCGAUUCAAACCAGCAGAACCUUCCACCUGGCACUGGAUCUGCUGAUUUCACUUUGUUUCCUGGGCAGAAUAUGGUGGCAUCAACUACACAAUCUAGUGCUGCGAUGUCAGCUCAAUUUCUUUCUCAAAAUCUUCCCCAAACUUCGGAGAACUUGCCCGAGAGACAAUCGCAGUCUCAGGUCCCUCCCACACAAGAGCCAAGCAGUGCAUCGUUCACUCCUGCCACAGCUGCAGCCCAGAGCCAAGGAACCCAGGAUAUCCCCGAGUACCAUCACCAAACAACACCACCCUCACGAGAGGAAUCUCAGUGUAGGUCUCUACACAACCCUGGAGUCUACCAGAGUGCUGUGUCAGAUGGCAGUAGGGAAAGGUAUGGAGGAUGGCAGUCAUGGAGUACAGCCAGUGCCCCUCCGUCUGGUUUUGGAAACUUUCACAGGAGAAAUCGGCGAUCGGCUUCCCCAGCUAACACUCAUGCUCCCAGUGUUCUCAGCGAUAGCGUGGCUGUACAUUUCCGCGCGGCUCAAAAGCAGGCUUCAAGCGAGUUGGGAGAUUCGGGGAGCCACCGUGGAUCAGGACGUCGAAGACACCACCAUCGCGGGAGUCUUGGGUCUUCCAGCAACGGCUCCAGACACCAUCACCACGCAGCGCAGAGACUCUCCCAAGAUCUUGAAAUGAUGACUCGUGCCAUUGAAGGGAUGGACUCUGGGAAUCUGAUUGAGGGAGACAGAUCCAUUGCAAGGGAAGAGGGACGCCGUUUGCACUCUCCCUCUCCACCGCAGUCGGUCCCGCAGACCAAUCGGGCAGUCAGUGGAGGUGCUCCAACUAGACUGAGCUCUAGUUCCGGGUUAGGUUACCGAGUAGUUAUCAACGCUCUCUCGCCACCUGGACAGCCCUCACUGGCUACUGGUAGAGCAGGACUGUCUCACACGCACCCAGACUUUCUCUUCCGCCACUCUCCAAACCCUCCAAACUCCCUCACCAGCCUCUCUCAGAUUCCGCCCAACAACGAUAGUCCCGACAUGUCGAGGUCCGAUUGCGUCACGCAGAACCUGGCGCAGUCUGUGACACCGCUUACCCAGGGAGGAGAAAUCGUACCUCUUUCUCCAGUUCAGUUCCCAGUGUCAAUACAUAUGGAGGAACAGCAUAGAGAGGUGGUUAUCCCUCCACCUGCACCAGGGGCGGGCUCCUCGGAAUACCUUCCUCCCUACUCCCCUCCGAGGCAGGGAGAAACUCAGGCAAGUCAGAGAGAAACUCAGGCAAGUCAGAGAGUAACUCAGGCAAGUCAGAGAAACACCACAACUGUUGUCAGAGAAGACCAGCCACUCUAUCGGGAUCCUCCCCCCAGCUACGAGGAGAUAUUCGGACAACAUGGUGGGCGGAGGCAGCGACAGAGGCAGCGGCGUCCCUCGAGGCAGUCGAGACGAAGAGAAGACGAAGGGGCGGCACAAGCAGUGGGGGGUGAGUCACAGAGCCAGCAGGAUCCGCCAACCACUCACAGACACUCGCGUUCCUCAGGGCAUCGCAAGCUUCCAUCUCUCACAAGCCUCUUCAAAAGAAGUCGAAAACACACCAGCCACGAUCCGCAAGCAACUCACUCCACAUCUCGCACUAGCAGAGCCCAGUCCUCAGACCGCUCCCCUCAAUUAGCUCCGCCUUCUCGCCAACAAGAGGAGGUCCCUCGAGAGAGAUCACAACUCCCGAUAGAAGAUUCUCCUGAACCUUCCACUCUCGAGAGAACAGCCAGUUGGGUUGCCUCAUACAGCCAGACCCCGAGACCAAUAACGGCAUACCAGCAACUGGAGAGAGGAUUUCGAGAGUUUUCGGGUAGAGAUGAGGUUUCCUCGUCUGUUAGCGCUGGAGGGAAUGCUCCCCAUUCUUCAGCUCACUCCCAUGUCUCUCGAGCUGUCAGUGACACAGCUGCUGCCAUGGCGCUGCGGCAAAAUUCCCUCUCAUCUGUGUCACACUCCCAGCCUACGCACCACAUCCACCAGCUUGGCCUGCCCGGCCUCCCGUCUUACCGCCACCCACCUCCCUUCUCUCUAACUUCAUCUCGUGAUCCUUCCCUGACACCACACCAGAGGCUCGCCAACUAUACUCUCGGCCUACAAAACUCUAACACUCAACCUUCCAGAGAUUCCCUAGGUCACAGCUCUACUCAGCAAGACGCCCAUUCAAGACAGCCAGGGUAUGCUCUAAGCCCUCAAGACACCACAACAAGGCUACCAGCAAGUACCCAGGACUCACAACCUGUGCGCAUGGCUGGUCAUUCUAAUAGUCAAGACUCCAGCCCACAGCAACCAAAACUGGGUCCUGUAGUACAUACUGGUUCUGCCACUCAACAGACCCGCCAUGCUCCCAGCCCUGUUCCCUCCCACUCUCGCUCUCUUGCUGCUCGCCCCCACGGUCAAACCCUAAACCUCUCUCUACCGACCAUAAGCCUCAAUUCAACGAGUCAUGGAGGUCGUGGUGAUGCCAGUUCUCCUAGUAGUCCCCAGCAAGUCCCAGUGUUUCACAGGGUCCUCGCACACCCACCGAGAACAAGACCCAUUUCACCUCUUGUCACAUCUGCCGAGUACGUUCGAGGAGUUUCAAGUGUGACAUCAGUUACGUCCCCAGCUAGUACUGAUCCUAGUGAAGCAAGGGCUGUUCUUGCAUCGGCUGUCGAGCGCCUCAGAACCCAGCAAAGUACAGAGUCCCUGCGGGCCGCCCCAUCUUCUCACAGCCAGCAGGAGGUUAGCAACGCCACUCCCAGACAGCUCUUUCUCCCCUGGCAACUCGACGCACGGGCCAACAAUGAUGGAGGCCCUCUUGGAGCGAAUGGCAAUGCCAACAACGAUAAGCCACCACCAAAUUCGUCUCAGAAUUCGCCCAAUGCCACCCCAAAGAACAGCCCAGUGUUGGAGAGGCGCGUCACGACAACAGGACCGGGAGAGACUGAAUCGAGUCAGCCCCUGCAAUCUCAGAACAAGACGACGGAGAACGGAGCCUCACAGGACGGAAACAAAACGGAUUUAGCCAGCAAUGCCAGCAAAGGCGGUGGAGAAGGGAAGCAGUCGCGAAAAUCUACGCAGCGAUCGAGGGCUGCCUCGCGCCGCCUUGCACAGCAGCUGAGCAGCUCAGAUGAAGAGCUGGCCGAACGAUCUUCUUCUUCUUCCUCUCACUGUCGACCGAGACAUCGACGUAAACGAGGCAACAGCAGCUCGCGAUCCAGCAGUCGACAGGAGAACAAAAACAACUCCCUAACUGGACCUGAUAACACUCAGGCCCCCGAAUUCUUUCCCUCAUUUCAGUCCCAGCCAACUGAACUGCCCCAAGACGGUUUAUUUUCCACCGUCUCCAGCGAUCUAACAGCUCAGAGUACCAUCACCUCAGUGGUGUCACGUGACAGUCACAUGACCGCUCACCAGAGAUCACAUGACCAGCACCAACAAGAACCGCAAGAAAUUGUAUUGACUCAAGUACAGGAGGAUGCUUCGCCAGAACCCCAACCAUCUGGGGGAUCACAUGACAAUACAAUAGAAGUGUCACAUGAGAACCCGAUUACAUCACCAGCAGCCAGGAGCAAUGAACGAGUAUCAACUCCAGAACCACUACAGGACACCGCUGUGCCGCCAAGACAAGAGGAGGUGCGAUCACAUGAUCCAACCAGUGAUGUCACAGCUGUUGAUGUUGUUCAAAUCAACAAUGGUGGUGCAGCUGGGACCAGGGACCCAGUCACCCCAGUCCCGGAAGUCCCAGAGUCCACUCGUCACCUCACCAGUUCCCCUCAUCACUCCACCACCUCCACCAUCUCUAAACCAUGCGGCCACCUCUGUGCAGCCAAUGGAGACAGGGACACCUGCUGUCAGUGUGUUGACUCCUCCCACCUCGUCACCCAGUGCUGUGACAUCUGUGAGAGUCGUAGGUCUCUGGGUCAGGUGUGUAGCUGUGCUCCCAACAAACCAAACAAGUUCUGUCCCGUACACAGAGGUCGGGCGGGGAGGUCCCUCCCCACUCCAAUUGACGCACGCCAUCAGCCCUCCCACCAACAACACAGUCGCAAACACAUCAAGAACUGUAUAGUCAUGUAGAGAAAUUUUUCUAUUCUGUGUGUUGGUAGAUUUUGUAUGUAUAUUAUACCGUUUUUAUGUUCCGUCGCCUGUUAAUAGCAGCGCAUGCGUAACAGGAGUUCCACCCACAUUAUUAUUCAUAAUGCACACGCGCGCGAAGAUUGUUGGGGGUGGGGCUCGUAGUUGCUCUGCCCACGCUAGCAACGCAGAGUUGAAGCGAAUCUUGACUCCAGCAGCAAUGGAAGGAGAGCCCCAGGAGACUAGCGUGGAGGAGCAGCUACUGGUUGCCUGUCAGAAUGGUGACGCCGACACGCUCCAGCGGUUGAUGACGUCAGUGCUCGGGCUGGAUCUCUCUCUGACGACGGAGGACGGAGCCACUCUCAUUACUAACACUGUCAUUGGAGCAGGAGUGAACCCCACUGGACUCUACCAAGAGUGUCUGCAGCUACUUCUGGAGACCAGAGUGGUCGAUCUGGACAUUGUGGACACAGUAUACGGCAGAACUGCUGCUCACUGGGCCGUCUACUAUAAGAGACAUGAUCUCCUCCUCCAGCUAAUGUCUGCCGAUGCCAACAUGACAACCCCAGACUUUACUGGAAUGUCUCCGUUCCACCUGGCCAUCUCAGAGAGGGCACACCUCUGUCUGGAACAGGCCAUCAGAAAUCAGCCACGGGAGAUAUUAGAGCAUCCAGAUACUAAUGGAAACUCACCAUUGGAGCAAGCCAUACAGAUGGGGAACAUUGAUGCGUGCAAGAUAUUGGUUGAGGCUGGGGCUUCAGUCAAUGCAACUGACCAAAUAACAGGCCAGUCUCCACUGCACAUUGCAGCCAGGAAUGCCAGUGUUGCAAAUAAUUGAGCUUCUGCUGCUGCACGAUGCGGUCCUCGACCUGAACGAUGUGGAGGGGAUGACCCCUAUUCAUUUAGCUAGUGUGGCAGGCUCGAGAGAGUCCCUGGGCAGUCAUGGUAAAACGGGCAGGAGACGCGGUGCUAUCUCUGCCCAACUCCAUCAGUGGGAUGACUCCUCUCAUGUACGCCUGUCUCUAUGGCCACGACUCCUUGACCAAGUACUUUGUGAAAAAGAAGGUGAACGGGGGUGAUCGAGACGUGGAAGGGAAGACAGCUCUGCACUGGGCAGCUCAGUGUACUCAGGAUGGAGGCAGUAGCUGUGUUCAGAUGUUACUCAAGAAGCACAAAGACCUCAUUGAAGCAAAGGACACUUAUGGGCUAACUCCCCUACACUGUGCUGCCAUGGCAGGUCAAAUAGACUCUAUGAAUAGCCUUCUCUCUGCUGGAGCUGAUAUCAGUGCUGUGGACAGUGACAACCACACAGUGGGUCACUGGGCAACUUUGAGUGGUCAGCCAGAGGCAGUGGAGGCAGUGCUGGCUGGAGGAGGAUCUAUCACCACCCCGGACUCACAGGGUGGCUACCCUCUCCACUACGCUGCUCAGGGAUCAAACGCCCCACUACCUGAUGAUGAAGGCUACACAGAUGAGGCCCACCUCCACAGUCUCAACAUGCAGGAGUGUCUCAGACUCAUUCUGGAGCGAGGUGGUGACGUGGACUGCCGCGAUUCUCAGGGAAUGACUCCGCUCCAAUGGGCCCUCCAGUUCCCCAACAACCUGAGUGCUUGCUCCAUACUACUGAGCAGUGGAGCAGACCCAAAGGCAAAAGACAACGAUGGACUGACAGGACUGCAUGUGGCUGCUCAGAGUGGACUGACUCACAACUGUCGCUACAUCAUUGAGCACACUGGUGGAUCCAUCGCCAAGGAACUGGACAGUCAGGGUCAGAGUGCACUGUUUUCAGCGGUGGAGAGUGGUCAGUUGGAGUGUGUGGAGUAUCUACUCCAAAUCAACCUCUCCCCCACAGCAAUUAACAAUGAAGGUCGAAGUCCAGCCCAUGUGGCAUCGACCAUGGGGUUCACAGAGUGCAUCAAGCUGCUGCAGGCCUACAGAGCUGAUAUACACACUCGCAGUAUCCACGGAGCCACCUCCAUGCAUGAGGCUGCUGCCAAUGGACACACUGAGAGUCUGGAGUUUCUGCUGGCGUGUGGUAUAUCUCCGGAUGACCCAGCAGGCGACUCAGGGGCCACUGCCCUGCACUACGCUGCCACUGGUACCCACGGACACUGCGUUCACACUCUCCUCAAGUACGGAGCCAACAUCAAUGCAGUGUCAACUUCUGAGGGAGAGAAGCUGACUCCACUGGACUACUGUACUGACUACCCUGACCUGGCCAACUACCUGCGGAGCCAUGGAGCUCUGACUGGAGUCGAAAUAUUCCCUCCUGAGGAAGAAGCUGCUUCGACAGAGGAGGAAAAGGAGGGCGGGAGAAGCAGACAAACAACCUAUGGAGUCUGGUGAUGUCAUCUGGUGACCAAUCAGAACAAGGAGAGGGGACUAGCGGCAUUAUUGCAGAAAAGGAGGAGAGAGAGAGGGAAGGAGAGGGGGAGGGGGUGAGGGUAAGAAGGGGCAGUCGUCCAGCCACAGCUGACAGAAAGUCUCUGAAGUGGGAGGAGGUUGGAGGAGACAGAGAGGGAGAGGAGAGAGAGGAGAGAGAAGGGGUAAAGAUGAGGAGACUGAGUCUCACAACAGCAGAAGGAUCUGGAUCUGGGAUGUCGGGAACACCUCGGCUCCUGGAGAGAGCUCUUAGUGUUCUGAGGAGAAACAGAUCUCCCCCUCCGCCCACCUCCAUACUCAGCAGUGCCGUCGGAUUCUAUGCCGCUCACGCUACCAUACUAGCCGCUACUAUCAUUGGUACAUCUGUGGGGUCAAAGGUGACUAAAGUGGCCGAAAAGGGUUGCCACGGAUACAGCGGAGGAUCUGAGGAAGGCAGCCGGUUCAUUUGAAGGUGUAAUACCAGAUCUGGUGUGGCUGCGGGAGUCUGAGCCUCCUCCAAGACCACCAGCUCUGGUGAUAAAGGUGAGGAGCCAUCUCCGGCUCCCUCCCUGUCCCCUCCCUGUCCCCUCACUGAAGAUUGAGUAUGGACCUCAUCGAGAGACGCAUGAGGAUGGCCAAAGCUCAAAUGGGCAUGAGUAAGAGUACAGGGUACAGAGCAGUAGAGGAGCUGCUAAAGGCUCAGAGCACACAGGCAGCUCUGAGGAGACAGUUUGAGGAGGCCAGGCUCUCUGAGAUGACACUGGUCCAGAGAGAGGCAUUUGCAGCUGAGGAGGUGAAGAAAAAGGAAGCAGCAGAUGCUAUUGUGAGGAAACUGAACGGGAGAAUCAGACGGGCUGACAAUGAAUCAGAGGUAAUGAUGACCUCAGUCAAAGUGUAAUAUUAUUUCCCCUCUUGCCAAGAAGUUGUACCAUCAUCAUACAUACAAGUGCAUGAGGCUCUGGACCAGAUGUUGGCAGCAGCUAGAGCAGAGAACGAGAGGAUGAGGGAGACGAUGGGAGAGAUGGGAGUGAGUCCGCGACCCACCGUGGCCCAGUGGCUCAGGGGGAAACAGGAGCAGAGGAAGAGAGCCAUGCAGGAUGCCCUCAUCAACUGGGACAGGAGCAAGCCGCAGAGGGAGACGGCUAUUCUGAUCCAGCAGAUGCUGACCUCCCAGAGAGCCAUGAAACACGCUGCCUGGGGUGCCAGCAAAGACAUCUCUGGCAGAAUCAGAGCCUUGAAACAAGAAGAGCUAUUAGGAGUUGGUAGUGUUGGUUACCGUGACGGCACCACGAGAAAACUGUUUCCUCUUCGUCCACCGACAAAGAGAGACGGUCAAUCAGUACAGGGACCUCCCCCUCGGAGGAAUCGCCCGCCGUCCAUCCCAGUACGAGAGAAGAAACCAUUCACCACCAAAAGUGUGGGGUCCUCAGAGAGCUCGGUGAGGGCCACUCCUCACGGGUUCCUCAAGAUCAGGGACACCAGUGGCUCUGACACCAGAUCCCCACCUCAUAAUCAUCGUCGUCAUCAGCAGCAGCAGAGUACAGCAGGGGACAUGUGGAGCGUGGGACAUGGCUAUGACCGAGGAGCUCCACCGCGGCCUAUGUCAGAGCCACUGGCCCCAAGACACUCCACGCUCCUCGCACCCUUCACUUCCUCCCCCCACACCAGUACAGAGCCCUCAAGGAGCAAGAGAAAGCUCAGAGAGUUUCACUGGGAAGAGAACUAGCAAUGGGUGGGGGCGAGGCAGGGAAGGAGGGAGGGAGGGGGUCUUUCCUAGCGAUGAGAAGUCUAGAGUUUGGAGGUAGCAGGGAGGUGAAAGGUGGGGAGAGGCGGGCUUCAUUUGGAAACACUACGACUCGAUACCACUCACUGGCCGAUGGUUUGAGUGGACAGAGCCAGUUGCCAAGGAAACGGGCAUUGUCAGUAGAGAUUCCGGUGCUCCAAAUGAACAUUCUUCAAUCUGCCCCUUUGACACCAUCUCCUGUUAACUGUUGACAUUAACGUGAUGAUUUGGUUUGCUUAGAGACGUAUAUAUCUGUGUAAUCUCAUUUCUAGUAAACCAGAGAAUUUGGAAGACAGCUAUAUUAUAUAAUU